AUGAUCACGUCCAAGCUAUCUGAUUGCUUUAAAAUAAAUUUCUUGCACCUUAAAUUCUUUGGAAUAUGGCCAGGUCAAAGUUGGAAAGGAUACUACAAAUAUUACAUGGCCAUAUUUAUUAUUGUGAAUUUCAUCAUAUACAACUCCUUAUUGAUUCUGAAUCUCGUAUUCACUCCACGUAAAAUUGAAUAUAUGAUACGGGAGGUAAUAUUUUUAUUUACAGAGGUGGCAGUCACUGGUAAAGUGCUAAUGAUAAUGUUUAAACGCAAGAAAAUCUUAAGUGUUUUCGAUAUAUUGAAUUGUGAAGUUUUUAAAGGCGAGGACGAUAUCAGCAGACGAAUUGUCGAAAGCCAUGUCUCUAAGUACAAAACUUACUGGAGUUUGUACGCCAUUUUGUCGAACUUUGCGUAUUCCUCGCAAGUGUUUGUACCGAUAAUCGUAUAUUUCAUAUUCAACACGAAUAUAAAGUUGCCGAUAUGCAAAUACUACUUCUUAGACGAGGAAUAUGUUCGACGAUAUUUCGUGUUUUUGUACCUUUAUCAGUCUCUUGGAAUUUAUGGUCACAUGCAGUACAAUGUUAAUAUCGAUACUCUGAUUUCUGGUUUACUUAUAAUGGCGAUAGCUCAAGUAAAAGUAUUGAAGUAUGAACUAAAGAAUAUCAAACCUGACAGCCCCUUAAAAGAUAAAAGGGAGACUGAUAGGUCACAAAUAUUUAAACUUCAUAAACAUUUGAAGCAUUAUGAAGAACUACUUAACUACUGUUCGGCUAUUCAAGAUAUAGUUGGUUUAUCCAUGUUCGUCCAAUUUGGAAUAGCAUCAAUUAUAAUUUGCGUAGUUCUGUCUGGAUUAAGAUUUACAGCAUCUGUUGAAGCAUUAAUGUUUAUGGUCACCUAUCUAUUUACCAUGAUCUUACAAAUUUAUGUUCCAGCUUGGUUGGGAACUCAGCUCAACUAUGAAAGCCAAGAGCUCGUGUUUGCCGCAUACAGCAGCGAGUGGAUACGGAGAUCGGAGAAAUUCAAACGAAGUCUGAAACUUUUUAUGGAACGAGCUAACACUAAUAUUGUUUUAACAGGAUGGAGAAUUUUCCCGCUAUCUCUUGAUACUUUCACAUCAAUUUUAAAGACAGCAUACUCAUUUUUCACGUUAAUAAGAAACGUUGAGGAUCAUGAACAAGGAUACGGCCACCGCUUUCUUGGUAUUUUCUUUAAAAAAACAAAAAUGGAGGAGCCGCGGCAACUGGACAGCUUAAAUAACACUUUCCUGUGUUGGAAAUAUUUAGGCAUUUGGCCCGGAAACAGCCAUAACAAAUGCUAUAAAAUUUGCUCUUAUGUGUUUAUUUUUUUUACGAUAGUAAUUUACGAUAUUUUGCUUAUAAUAAAUUUAUUCUAUACGCCUCUCAAAAUUGAAAUAUUAAUAGAAGAAGUAACGUUCUUUUUCACCGUAGUAGCCAUCACGUCAAAAGUUAUAAUGGUGGUUGUUAAGAAACAAAAAAUUUACCGAGUAUUUAAAGUUUUAGAUUGCGAAGAUUUCCAGUCCAAAGAUAAUGCUUCUCGAAAUAUUUUAAAGACGGAUAUUUCUUAUUAUAAAAUGUACUGGAAUACGAUUUUCUGUGUUGGAAAUUUUGCUUAUGUUUUCAAAUGCAUUGUUCCUGUAGUAGCCCAUAAUUUUUUUACCUCAUAUAAAAUAAAGCUGCCCACGUCCAACUACUAUUUUCUAAGCGAUGAAUUUAAAAAUGAUUACUUCAUGCUUAUAUUUUUCUAUCAGUCCAUUGGAAUUUAUGGGUUGAUGAUAUACGAUAUAUCCAUUGAUACAUUUGUGAAUGGAUUUCUGUCAUUUGCAAUAACACAAAUGAGAAUGCUAAAUUAUAAAUUUAGCACUUUUAAAUCGGAACGAGAUUCAAGAUUGAACAGAUAUGAAAUAGAACGCAAUAAUAUGUUUAAACUCAAACAAUGGCUGAGACACUACGACAAUAUUUUAAAAUAUUGUACAGGGAUUCAGGAUAUUUUUAACGUUAUUUUGUUCAUCCAAUAUACGGUGUCCUCUUUGGUCAUUUGCUUCGUAUGCUGUGGAUUACUUCUUCCACUCACGAAGGAGCAAUACGCUUUUGUGUUUGCAUAUCUAUUUGGCAUGGUGUUACAAAUAUUUGCUCCGGCUUUCUUAGGAACACUAAUAACUUACCAGAGUCAAGAGUUAGUGUUCGCAGCGUACAAUAGCGAUUGGUUUGCGAGGACGGAGUCAUUUAAAAGGAGUAUUAAGAUUUUUAUGGUACGAACCAACACAUCUGUUGUUAUUGAUGGUUUGAAACUGUUUCCUUUGUCGUUGGAAACUUUCACAUCGAUCAUGAAGACUGCUUAUUCAUUUAUGACGUUGGUGAGAAAUAUGCAAGAUGAAAUAUAAAUAUUGCAAUAAAUUGUUUAAUCUGUAGUUAUACUUUUCACCAUAAGAGUUACACACAAAAAUAAUAUAUUUGUGAAGUGUAUCAUAAACAACUAACAUUUUUAAACCUUAUUAUAUAGGUAUAUGUUUAUAUAAAUACAAAAACUUAACAAAUUAUGUACUAAAACCUUUCUCGAGAAUCACGCUACCGAGUGGUGAUAACUGUUUGAUAAUAUAAUCGGUGCAGUAGUCUUUCCGUUAAUCGCAAACAGACACAGACGCAGAAAGGCACAUUCUUUUAUAAUAUGUAUUGAAAACAAUAGUUUUGACAUAUUAGAGAAUGUAAAUGUAGCCCGUAUAUUCAUAUUGUUAAGUAAAUACAUAUUAAUGUUACAUUUUCUAUAUUAUCACAGUAUUUUUAUAUUUACACGUUUGAAAUAUUUAGAGGAUUAUAAAUUUGGCAAUAUUAUCAUAUAUUUAUUAUUUAAAAUAUAAACGUUAAAAUUUACAAUUUAUUUUAGAAAUAUAUGAUUACAUGAAACCGUUGCGGAAAUUAAUUUUGUAUGUUAAUAAUUUCAAGUUAAUAUAUUUUAAACAAUUCUCACUGUCUUUUAAAGUUUUGUUACAAAUUUUCCUUCAGUUGGGUCUCGAUUGUUCUAUUCUGGGCCAAUAAAUUCGAAAUCCAACUCAAUGGAGUGUCUCGCUGUUUCGGUGAUUUUUCUGUUGCUAUUUGCCAUGUCCACGCGAAAGCUGAAUCUGUUACCAUUUUUUUUCCAAAUGUUCGUUAUUGUCACUUUUUUUUAAAACGACUUUGUGUCUAUAGUGAAACCAUUUUAAAAUGUUUAGAUAAAAAUUGCCAAUUCAAUAAAAUUUCUCUAUGGACAAUAGAAGUUUUUAUAAACUUGUACAUUGUCACAACAUGCAGAGAGUAAUAAAAAAUACAUUCAAUUUGCCUCCAGCUAUGUUACUUAAUAAAAAAAUAUUAUAAAUGUUAUACAAGUGAUGGAAUGAAUUAAGUAGAUUUUAUCAUUACGGUCAAACAAAAAAAGUAAAAUAAGUUUAGUUUAUCUAUAUAAGUAAAGGUAAAAAUAUAAAUUUUUGUUAUAAAUUCGCACAAAAUCUUCUGAACAGAUAGAUGUACGAAAGGUUUUACAGUAUUGCAUCUGAUAUGUCAUAACACAUAACAAAAAUAUUUAGAAAACCCGGAGUUAUAAUCGUGUUUUAAAAAUACAUAUAUCUAUAUUCGUUAAACAGAAAUGAUAGGUGUAUCGUCUUCAAUAGUUUGUAUCGUUGGUAAACUGUAGUUAAUGGUUCCCUAGAAACAGUUCCAAGUUACAUGCAAAUCCGAAUUUCCAGUAAAUCAAAAGCCAACAUGCAUGCUUAUUACAACCAAAAUGACUUGGUAUUCGAGGUAUUUGUAAUGUGAUGUGCAGUUAACAACGUACU
Danaus plexippus (monarch butterfly) is the source of this 3822-nucleotide messenger RNA. RefSeq names its product odorant receptor Or1-like. The transcript has 10 exons. The coding region runs from base 1 to 2397 and encodes 798 amino acids. Gene Ontology annotation, cellular component: plasma membrane. Gene Ontology annotation, biological process: sensory perception of smell; detection of chemical stimulus involved in sensory perception of smell. NCBI's taxonomy places the organism in Eukaryota, Metazoa, Arthropoda, Insecta, Lepidoptera, Nymphalidae. The record is from RefSeq and is a predicted model, not a curated record. Gene Ontology annotation, molecular function: odorant binding; olfactory receptor activity.